AGCGCCUCAUGGCCAUGGUGUAUGGCCAAGCAGCAAGCGGUGAUUCGCACCGGGCCCUGCGACUCGGCGUUGGGCCGCCUGAAGAAAGCUGGGAUUCAGGCGGAUGUGUACCACUUCAGUGCAGCCACGAAACGCCGUCCCUGGCGUGUCGCCUACGACCUUCUGAAGGAGGCGCGUCAGCAGGGCCUUCGACUGGACGUGGCCUUCAUCAACGGUGCCGUCUCGCAGGCACCCUGGCGGCUGGCUCUUCGGCAGCUGACGGCGCCGGCAGCUGACGGUCUGCAGCUGAGCGAAAGGUCUCUGGGGACGCUCUGCGCGGCGUGCACGAAGAGAUGGAGGCUGGCUGCCUUUGUAUGGACUCAGGCUAAAGAGGCCGAGAUCCCUCGCAGUCUGAUCACGGCCAACUCGUUGGUCAACAGCUUGGGACGAGGAGAUCGGCGAGGUUUGGGGCGUCCGAACCGGCUUGAGAGGAAGGUCCUGAGUAGCGUACGGAUGAACUGGAGAAGGGACAGAAGCAAGGCCAAGAAAUGGUUGCAGAUGCUGCUGGCACAAUUGGCACCAUUCCGGAGCCAGCUGGCAAUGGUUUCAAUGCGCAGGAGAGAGGUGGCACGAGUGCCUGCACUUUUUCAGCCAAAUGUCCAGAAACGACUUGCAAGUCGAGCCCUGGUUUUCAGUGGGGAUAUUGUCACGAUGGGUUCCAUGCAAACAGCACUGCCCUGGUCCAAUGCCUGCGACGCGCUGGAAAGUUCCAUGCAGUCCGGCUUAGAGCCACACCUGGGAAUCUUCCGGAUGACUUUCAGCUCCAAGGGUCAAUCUUGGCGCAGUUCGUUUGCGAUACUUGAGACGAUGGAUGCGAUGCAUCUGCAGCUGGAUGAGAUUUGCAUCAGCUCUGCCUUCACAUCGCCGCGGGCUGCCUGGCGCCACGGGAGCGACGUCCCAGCGCGGCUGCGCCGCACGGGGCUGGCAGUGGACCGGGUGGCGCGCAACGUGGCGCUGGCGGCGGAGGAGUGGAGGCGGGCCCUGGCCGCACAGCGAUCCGUGGGAACUGGGUCCAUUGGAUGCCUGGAUUCCACGGAUGUCACCGUGGUGGUGAAAGGUGGCCUGGCCUGGCAAGGCUCGCUACAUCUCUGCCAGUCCUUGCAGUGUGGGAGGUCUGAUGUUGACAUCAUCCUCUACCAAGCAUUGGCAAAAGCCUGCAGCGCUGGUGCCGCAUGGUCCCACGCCUUGAUGUUGCAGAGGUUGUCACCGUGGCCCAUGGCUCUUGGUGCCGUGGUUCAAGGCCAGUGGCGACGUGCCAUAGAAGACCUUCCUUCUCCAGGUGCCGUGGCGGCCGUGGCCACUCUUCGAAGGUGGCAAGAGGCGUUGAAGGCCAUCGACACCUCAGGCGCAGUGCCUGCAGUGAAGCUUCUGGUUCACAAUUCCGCCAUCGUGUCCAACAAGUCUCGUAGAUGGGAACGUUCCCUUCUGUCCCUGGCAGGCUUGAGAUGCGAGGCUCUGCAACCGGACAUUGUGAGUUUUGGAGCUUCCAGUUCUACUUGGACGAAGGCCUUCGGGCUCUUGAAGGCAGCCCGGCAGUCUUCCGUGCGCAUCCACGGCGAGAUGUUGGGGCAAUGCUCGGCGGCAUGUGAUGCCUGGGUCACCGUGCUUUCACUGCUGGAAGAGGGCCACAGCUGCAGGCUGCAGAUGGAUGACGCGCCUUUCAACGCGUUGAUGGCGGCACUGGCGGAGGGGCCCACCCCCGGCCCUAAAGCAUGGCGAUUCGCGGCCGCCGUGCUAUCCGAGAUGAAACUGCUUCGUGUGGCCACUGUGAUCAGCUACAACGCCUGUCUGGCGGUGCCCAGAUCGAGCUGGCCAUGCUGGCCGUUUUCUUUGCAUCUUCUCUUCCAACGUAGAACGCAUUUCACCUUCGACAACGAUACCUUUGGCGAUGCAGGACGGGAAGUGGUGACGAAGGGAAGUGGUGAUGAAGGGAAGUGGCGACGAUGGGAAGUGGUGACGAAGGGAAGUGGGGUGAGGACGGGAAGUGGCGACGAACGAAAGUGGUGA
Molecule: messenger RNA, 2046 nt
Organism: Cladocopium goreaui
Lineage: Eukaryota; Dinophyceae; Suessiales; Symbiodiniaceae
Source: the annotation of a GenBank genome assembly